CGAACUUCUUUACACUACGCCACUGCUUCCGCAACACGAAUACCCUCCAUCCUCUUCCACUAAGGCCGGAUAGCCUUGCGACCAUGGCUACAGAAACAUACCCCAGGAAGGUCACGUAUUGCGGAGUGUGCACUUUACCCCCUGAAUACUGCGAGUUCGGCGGCACGACGAAAAAGUGCGAAGAGUGGCUGGAGCAAAACCACCCAGACAUGCAUGCGAAGCUGUACUCGCAAGAAACAAUCGAGCAAAACCUCUCUGCCCUCUCCCUCGAAGCGCAAAAGCGCGCCGAAAAAGACUCCCAAAAGAAAGCCGCGAAAGCGGUCGCCGCCGAAGCCCGUGCCCAAGAGCAGCGAGCCUCCUCCAAAAUCCUAAUCAAGCGCAUCGAGCGCAACAAGCGCAAAUACGUGACGGCCGUGCAGGGUCUCGAAGCGUUCGGCCUCGACAUCAAGAAGGUGGCCAAGGACUUUGGCAAGAAGUUUGCGACAGGGUCAAGCGUGACGAAGAUACCGGGCGGCGGUGAGGAGAUCACGGUGCAGGGCGAUUUGAGCGAUGAUAUCUAUGAUUAUGUGGUGGAGACGUAUAAGGAUAUCCCGGAGGACAAUGUGGAGUGUAUCGAGGAUAAGAAGAAGAAGGCUGCCGGUUGAGGGGUUGAAUGGAACGGAGAUUGUCUCUUGGGUUAUGGCAUAGCGAGCGGGAUACCAAAGGCCAUUCUAGGGCGAGGACCGUGAUAGUACGGUCCAUAAAACCACGAGCAAAUGAUGCCCGCAGCUGAGAUAUCAAACGCGCAUGAGACGCAUGAACAUUGUU
This is a messenger RNA of Trematosphaeria pertusa, 807 nucleotides long. Its product is annotated as RNA binding protein-like protein Tma22. Gene Ontology annotation, molecular function: mRNA binding; translation initiation factor activity. Bases 84 to 644 code for a protein of 186 amino acids. The transcript has 4 exons. Gene Ontology annotation, biological process: formation of translation preinitiation complex; translation reinitiation. The record is from RefSeq and is a predicted model, not a curated record. Lineage: Eukaryota; Fungi; Ascomycota; Dothideomycetes; Pleosporales; Trematosphaeriaceae.